Messenger RNA from Funneliformis caledonium, 182 nucleotides. The record is from the annotation of a GenBank genome assembly. Lineage: Eukaryota; Fungi; Glomeromycota; Glomeromycetes; Glomerales; Glomeraceae.
AUGACGAAACUUCACAAGAAGAAGUUACCUGCGGUUACGAUAGUUUAACGGCAUGUUCUUCCGAUGGAGGUUUCUUAUAUGAAAUAUCAUGCGGAUCAGGCUUUGCUCACCCCAAACCAUGCGGAAAAGGCAGACAUUGCCAAACAAUAAACGGCAUGAAAGCCGAAUGUAAAGACGAUUGA